AUGCGUCUUGCCGGCCUGAUCUUCGUCCUCUACACCCUGCUGCUCACCGCAGCAGCGGCUGCCGACCCGAAAGACACCAAAGAUGCCGCCGCAAAUGAUCUAGGGGAUCUGCUGGAUACAAGCUCGUCUCCAGCCGAUAACACGGCGACCACCACAACCACAUCCAGCACGUCUUCCGAGCCCUCCGAAACAUCCACACCCACCACCACCACUACCAGCAGCAGCAGCAGCACCACUACCACGACCACCAUCACCACUUCCUCGUCCAGCUCUUCAUCCGAGCCCACCACUACCUCCUCUACUACCACCACAACCACCUCCAAAGAGCACACGUCCACGACGUCAUCCGAAACCACCACCCAGAAGCCCGUCGUCAAGACCCUCACUGAGACCAUCAACGGACACACCCAGCCCACCGUGGUGACAAGCACCCCAGCAGCUGCAGAGACCUCCCCCAGCCUGAACAGCGGGGGCAGCGGCUCCAGCAGCAGCGGCGGCGGCCUGUCGGACACCCAGAAGAAGAUCGUGAUUGGUGUCGUGGUGGGCGUCGGCGGUGCGAUUUUGAUCGGCGCCCUAGCUCUGGUGAUCUGGCGCAUCCAGAAGAAGCGCAAUGAGCAGAACGGCGAUGAGGAUGAUGAUCUGAUGGGCGGAACUGCCCUUGGCUCGGGUCCGCGCGAGAAGGUCCCCAGCCCGUCCUCGAAUGCUACCCCGUUCAAGAGCACGCUGGACCAGUAUCACAACCCUGGCCCCGUAAACGCUGCAUCGAAUUUCUAA
Penicillium lagena is the source of this 774-nucleotide messenger RNA. It is a transcript of the gene midA, whose product is annotated as putative cell wall protein. The transcript has a single exon. Bases 1 to 774 code for a protein of 257 amino acids. NCBI's taxonomy places the organism in Eukaryota, Fungi, Ascomycota, Eurotiomycetes, Eurotiales, Aspergillaceae. The record is from RefSeq and is a predicted model, not a curated record.